Messenger RNA from Ostertagia ostertagi, 813 nucleotides. The record is from the annotation of a GenBank genome assembly. Lineage: Eukaryota; Metazoa; Nematoda; Chromadorea; Rhabditida; Trichostrongylidae.
GAGGCUAUAAAAGUUGGGUCAAAAGAAGAGGUGAAAGCUGAAGGAAAGGUUCGAAAAGUGGUAUCAAAAAAGAAGAAAGUCGAGGCAAAAGGAAGUGCUGAAGAAGUCAAAGCUUUGAAAAAACCGCAACUAUGGAUGGAUGUGCAAGAGCAUGACCGACUCGCGAUGAAGAAGCUAUUGGAACGAGAAGAACGUUGGAUGGAUACCGCUAGAGAACCGAAAACCAAAGCGUUGAUGACUGCAAUGCUACCGCCCAUGGAGGACAUGGAAGUCAAGAAGUUAAUCAAAGAAGAACGCAGAUCGUACCUCGACGGUUACUAUGAGGGUUACAAAGCGGGUUUGAUGGAGAACAAAACUGGUAAGGAUGACGAAAUGCUCAAGUCAGCAGUGACACGUCUGUCCAAACAGGAGGACAAUAUGAAAAAUCGUGCUUACAAGAUUGGGUUCAUAGAAGGUUAUAAUCGAGCUCGUAUGCUGAAAACGAGUCAUAAGGAGAAGUCUGUAAUACAGGCUAUAGAACAACUGACAGCAAAAGGCAUAAGCGAAAGAACAAGAAGGGCAGAAGGUGUGUCCCUCACAGAUGGCACCAAUGUUAUCGCAAAAACACCCGGUGGUAGUGAGCCAAUCCUCAUAGAUCCUAAGCAGAGAGGAGACAUUGUCCACAUUGCCCGAACAGGAAAGAGGCAGUUCCUGAUCGUAAUGUAUCGCGAUCCGGUAGUGCCGGAGAAUCUGGUAUCGAGAAGUGGAGAUGACGAAGACUCGAACAGUCCCGGCAGUCAUCAGAACACAGGAAAGCCUCAGCCACCAAAAUGA